AUUAUCGUUAUAUUCUUGUUAAUUAUCUAGGGUUUUGUAUUUAAUCGCAGUCGCGACCUAUAUAAGGUCUUCCCAACUCGUAAACCCGGAGCCUCCACUACCCCCCCGCCCCCCUCUCUCUCUCUCUCUCUGCGAAACCCUCUGCAGAACUUUUGCUAGGUUCCAAUGGCCACCGUUCCAGGGCAGCUGAUCUGGGAGAUCGUCAAGAAGAACAACUCCUUCUUGGUCAAGCAGUUUGGCCGGAGCCACGCCGGCGUUCGCUUCAGCAAGGAGCCUAACAACCUCUGCAACCUCCACUCCUACAAGCACUCCGGUUUGGCGAACAAGAAGACUGUGAGUAUUCAGCCCGGAGGCAAAGACCAGUCGGUGGUGCUCGCCACCACUAAGACCAGGAAGCAGAACAAGCCGGCCAGUCUGGUUCACAAGUCUGUCAUGAGGAAGGAGUUUCCUCGCAUGGCCAAGGCUGUUACCAAUCAGGUGGUUGAUAACUUUUACCGACCAGAUUUGAAGAAAGCAGCCCUUGCUAGGCUCAGUGUGGUUUACAGGAGUCUCAAGGUGUCAAAAUCUGGUGCCAAGAAGAGGAAUAGGCAGGCUGUUAGAAUGUACGGAAGGCAGUGAAAUAUUGAGGAAAUGUGUCAUGCAGUCUUUAUUCAGAGUCUUGAGUUUCCAUGUCUCGGGUUCGAAGAGACAUGAAUGUGCAAACUUAUUUUGCUGAAUAUUUUGCUAAACCUGAACAAGUAGUUCUCAGAUAUGUUGCAAUUUGGUUUUUGGAGACCUGCGGACAGUUUUUGUAGUGGUUGAUGCGUGAUUUGUUUCA
Messenger RNA from Rosa chinensis, 817 nucleotides. Its product is annotated as 60S ribosomal protein L28-1. Gene Ontology annotation, molecular function: structural constituent of ribosome. The transcript has 4 exons. The record is from RefSeq and is a predicted model, not a curated record. Gene Ontology annotation, cellular component: ribosome; cytosolic large ribosomal subunit. Gene Ontology annotation, biological process: translation. NCBI's taxonomy places the organism in Eukaryota, Viridiplantae, Streptophyta, Magnoliopsida, Rosales, Rosaceae. The coding region runs from base 166 to 618 and encodes 150 amino acids.